Messenger RNA from Doryrhamphus excisus (bluestripe pipefish), 2528 nucleotides. NCBI's taxonomy places the organism in Eukaryota, Metazoa, Chordata, Actinopteri, Syngnathiformes, Syngnathidae. The record is from RefSeq and is a predicted model, not a curated record.
GGUUAUCUUCUCCACCUCGGCUCAACAUAGUCUGCCGUGUUGUAAUGUAGUAACACUUGCUCAUUGCACUUGCCGAUUAUGGCGAAUUGAUCGCCAUUUGUUUUGUCGUAUCAUCCGAUAUCGAUUACUAUGCCUUUGAUACAAUCAACCAUGACAUCCUAAUAACUAUAUUAGAAAGGUACGGAAUAAGAGGAUUAGUUCUGAACUGGGUUGGAAGCUACUUAGCUGACAGGAAGGAGGACACACAUCUGUAAGUUGAAAUAUUACGUGUGGAGUACCCCAGGGGUCAAUACUGGGCCCAAAACUGUUCAACUUGUACAUCAAUGACAUUACCAAAGUCACGGAAGGAGUUCUAAGACAGUAAGACAGCGUCGUAGUUUAUAGCCCUGAGUGCUGGUGCAGAGAUGCACCAGAAAUCAAAUGUAAACUUUAGCAUUUAUCAUGGUAGAAUCACGGUUAGCAUCAUUUUUAAUAGCAAUACACACGAUGAGCUACUCUGGCCUGGGACACUCCGGCACUCGGCACUUGCUCCAGCUGGCCGUGUUUCAGGACGCCCACGGCCGCCAUUCCUUCCUCUUGGCCUCACGUUGGAGAAACAAGCCUUCAGGAUCAUUCCAACUUCCCAGACCCCUCCCCACCAUGAGCCUUCACGCCCACUCAUCCUCCCACAGCAAGAGGCUGUGGUCUGAAGUUCCCACCCUUGUUGAUAUUGACACACCUCCAAUGAAGAAGAGGAAGAAGAAGAAGAGAGCAAAAGAGGAUGAAGAAGAAGUUCUUGCAGACGUCUUCACCAACCAGCUGAAGAAAAAGAAGAAGAAGAAGAAGGAGGAGGAGACCCUGGUUCCUGUGACAACCACGGAGAUAGAAACAAGGGAGCAGAAGAAGAGGAAGAGUACGGUUGACCAGACUGUUGCCAUGGAGAUGAGUCAUCCACGAGAGGAGAGCGUUGCCAUGGCAGAGAGCAACCACAUCCCCGUCUCCAUGGAAACACAGCGUAAGAACAACACAAUGACAACAGAAGAAGAAGAAGAAGAAGAAGAAGGAGAAGAAGAAGGCAGCAAUGGCCAGGAGCGUUCUGCUUUGUUAAAGGAAUUAGAAGAGUUUGUUCCAGAUGUUUGGAAAAAAUCACCUCAACAGAUCCACAAACUACUGCGAUAUGACCUUCACAGGUUCAGACUCUUCAAACAACAAGGUAUCGCCAUCCGUCACGGCCGCUUCACACAGAAAGAGAAUCAGAAAGUCCAAGACAACAUGGACAACUUCCUGGCUUUGACGGGCAUCGGCUCAGCCAAUCAGCUUCUUCACCCUCAACUCUACCCUGAACACCAAGCUGACAUCAGGAAACUACGAGCGCAACAUGGCUUCCUGGCCGCCCUUGCGGAGGGGAUCCCCAGGGUGUCAUGGCAGGUCUACAUCAGGGCUAAAAAGCUGGACAGGAUGAACCACAUGGGAAGGUUCUCUGAGGAGGAGGUUGAGCAGCUGGUGGCGUUGCAUUCACUGCACGGGAACAGCUGGAGGCAGAUCUCCAAGGUGAUGGGUCGCAGCGUUUACUCCUUGCAGAAACGCUUCCAGUGCAUCUCCGCCUGUCAAGGAUCCUGGACCUCGGACGAGGAGUCCAGACUGAAGAAGGCAGUCCUGGAUCACCUGGCGGUUGUGGUCCAGCAGAGUCCAAGUCCUGGUGUGACGAGGGAAGAUCUGUGUAAUAAUUUGCCGUGGAAGAAGAUCAGCCAGCAGGUCCAGACCAGAUACUGGAACCAGUGCCGCAUCAAGUGGUUCAGCAUCCUGAGGACCAAACUGUCAAAAGGUGGCAACAAAAGACUGGAAGGAAUGAAGGCCAGAAUCCAGCUGAUUGACAUGUUGUACAACAUGAACAUUGACGAUAUGGCCGAUGUGGACUGGGACCAGGUGGCCGCGGGUCUCAGCACCACUCCAGUCCAUGCCCAGAGUUUAUUCCAAAGCCUGAAAGCGUCCCGAGUUCCCAACUGGUCCCGCUUGUCCUAUGGAGAGAUCAUCGACUUCCUGCACCGCCACGAGACGCCGCGCCUCAAGGAGAAGCUGCAGAAGUGCGGCGUCUUGGAGGCGGAGCUGAAAGUGGACGGGACGGACGCGGCGCCGCUGCUGGACAUCUUUGCGCUCCAAGAUGAAGACUUUGCCGAGGUGGACAACACUCGUCCACAACGCGGCCAAUCACGACCACUACUUCAAGACUGAACGCUGGAGCUCCGCCCCACCGCUGCCAACAGGAAGUGGUGUCAUACUGAGGCUUUUAUUGUGAAGGCGGAUGGAUACAGGAAGUCUUUACAAGCCAAGACAUCGAUGCUUUUCAAACAGAACUUUAUUCAAACGCAUACGUGCUGCUUUGCUAAAGGACACUACAGCAGAAGCAAGAUGGGAAGGAUGCUCCACUUCCUGUUGACACGUCUACCUGUACAAUAUAACUUCUACCAUGGUGGUCUCUCACUGUGGUUGGCUAGAGUCCCACAGCUUUUCCACACUGAUGGAUCCCGUGUGUUGUUUUAACCGGGGGG